Messenger RNA from Anastrepha obliqua, 3348 nucleotides. It is a transcript of the gene Np, whose product is annotated as mucin-5AC. Lineage: Eukaryota; Metazoa; Arthropoda; Insecta; Diptera; Tephritidae. Gene Ontology annotation, biological process: proteolysis. Gene Ontology annotation, molecular function: serine-type endopeptidase activity. The transcript has 8 exons. Bases 16 to 3348 code for a protein of 1110 amino acids. The record is from RefSeq and is a predicted model, not a curated record.
ACAGUAGCAACUGCAAUGAGUGCGUCAAACAGGAAUUCAGCUUCGAAUACGUCAAGUAAAUAUAGUGCAAAUAAUUCAAGCAAAACAGCAACAACAACUACAACAGCAAGCACAUACAGCGCAAAAAGAACAGAAACAAAUAAAAGAGAUGCCUUAAGCAACACGUCGCAGCAAAAAUAUCAAGAACACUUACAUUCCGCCAACAACAACAACAACAACAUGCCACUAUGGCAAACAUUAAAAGUUGAUGCUGCAACACUUUUGCCUCUACUGGCAUUUCUGCUGCUGCUCAGUUGCACAGCAACACCAACACUAGCGACGCCCGUCUUUGUCGACAAUCCCAGUUUAGCGCAAUUUCAAUCGGGCAGAAAUAUACGGCAUUUACCUUGCAUUGUACGCAAAUCGGGGCGCUCUGGCGUUUGUAUGUUCGCCAUCGAUUGUAUCAAACAGAAUGGCACACAUUUGGGCACGUGCAUUGAUCGCUUCUACUUCGGUUCGUGUUGUCAACUGAAGGACGACGCGGCGCUUUUCGCUCCUGAAAUCAGUGAUAAUAGCAUCGACCAAAACACAAUUUCACAUUUUCCACACGAGUCGACUACACUGCCCACCAGCACGUUAUUCAAACUCACCACUGCCGAUCCACAUCACACAGUACAAAGUAGCAGCAACAGCAUUAGCGAAACGGUGCGAAAUGUCACACAGAGCUACUUACAACAAAACAGCCACAUUCACAGCGAAAGUAGUAGUAGUAGUAGUAGCAGUAGUAAUACCAAUAAAAUUGACACGACGCCGCUCAUCACGACUAGCAGUCCAAAGCCAGUUAAAUUGAGCACAACAUCGGCACCGAAGCGUCCACCAGCACACACCACUCAUAAAAGUUCUCAAUUUGUUGUGCGUACCACUGCCAAGCCCACUGUUGCACCUACAACAAUUAAGCCACCACGACGCAAAACUACCAUAGCACGGCCAGUACUCACCACAACAUCUAGACCCCAAGCCGAUACGCGCGAAGAGGUGACUACAGAACCAACGAAAUUCGUUACAUUUCAAAUAGUUGAGACCACUACACCAACACCUACGGAAAUCAAUUUUAAAUUAGAUGAAGUUUCUACUACAAAGCGACCGUUACUCACCACGCACCGUUAUCGGCCACGGCCAACUACCACCGAAGUGCCCACGCAGUUCAUAACUACAACAAUAAAGCCAGCUGAGCCAGCUAGAACGACGACUCGACCGAGACCUUUGAUUACACGCCGACCUACCACCGCAAGUAAGAAACCCUCACAGACGAGGCCACGUCCAACGGGUACGGUUAAACCAACCAGACGUCCGGUGGAUAAUAAUGCCAAUGAAGCAGUUAAGCCAGCUUUCACAAACAUAACCUCAGCGCCCAGUGGUACGGGUGCAACAGUACAUCGUCGACCAGCACCUACGACGGUAGCAACAACAACACUGAAUAAUGAUGAGUUACUCACCACAAUGCAGGAAACAAAGGUGCCCACACUUGUCGAAACAGUGCCACAAACGACACGUGCGCCCAGACCUCGACCCAAGCCCACAGCUGAGGUGGUGAAAGUGCCCAAUCUAACAGUGGGUGCAAGCACUACAACAUUUGCACCGGCGACAACAACAAAAACAACAGUAACUACUACAACUACCACCAGUGCACCGAUUUUCAAUAGAACUACUGCCAAGCGACCAACCACUACAACCGGGCCCACAAGAACGAAACCAACGGCGGCGAGCACGAGCACAAGCACUACAACAACAACGACAAAGCCAACCACGCCGAAACCGCACAAGACAACCACUACCACUACAACUACAAAAGCGCCCAUUAGCAGCACCACACCACAGUCGGCAACACUUACCACAGAGGCCGCUAAAAUAGAGCCACCACAGGUUGAGAUGACAACAACAACUCCCGGUUUGAUAACGUGGACGAAUGUUGAUAACGAACCGACGACUAUAAACGCCACCAUUGAAUGGGGACCAGGGCCAACUACUUCGGAACUGGACAUUAGCAAUAAAACUGCAGGAACUAUAACCGCAGGCAACGGCACAUUUUUCACCACAGCAUCGCCCGCAACCAGUACCCUCAUAUCCGUUUCAACCAGUAUUAGUGAAAUAUUGAGCAACAUAACCUCAAUAAUGCCCAAGCCUGAGCGUCCCUCAUCGGUAGUGAGUACACGUCCACCAAAACCAAAGCCAACCAAAACAACAGAGAGUCCUACGCCCAGCACAACACCUACUCCUAGCACUACCAGUAGUUCUACAACAACAACUACAACUACAACAACUGCCAAACCUAAACCAAAACCAACCAUUCCUUUUACAACAACGACGUCCACUUCUACUACAACAAGAGCACCCAGCACCACCACGACAACAACUGAGCCGUCUAUUGAAUUGGAGGAAUCCUCAUCGACGACGAGCGCCGAAUAUAGCACAGAAGGUUUCUCAACAACAGGCGGUGGUAUCUUUGGCACCACUGAAUACAGCACCGAGGAUUUUAAUGGCACUCUGACGUCAUCCACAUCUGCGCCAGUAAACACACUGGAAGGCAUGGACUACAGGCAAAUUUGCGGUCGCCCCAUGUUCCCCGUACCACGCGUUGUGGGCGGUUCGAAUGCCGCCUUUGGACGUUGGCCGUGGCAAAUAUCUCUGCGCCAGUGGCGCACGUCAACCUAUUUACACAAAUGCGGCGCUGCGUUGUUGAAUGAGAAUUGGGCCAUCACGGCGGCGCAUUGUGUGGAAAAUGUGCCACCAUCCGAUCUGUUGCUACGCAUGGGCGAAUACGAUUUGGCAGAGGAGGAGGAGCCGUACGGCUACCAGGAACGACGCGUACAAAUUGUGGCUUCGCAUCCGCAAUUCGAUGCGAGAACUUUUGAAUACGACUUGGCGUUACUGAGAUUCUAUGAGCCAGUGGUCUUCCAACCCAACAUCAUACCCGUUUGUGUGCCCAACAGUGAUAUUGACUUUGUCGGCCAGACGGCCUUCGUCACCGGUUGGGGACGUCUCUACGAGAAUGGACCGCUGCCAAGCGUGCUGCAAGAGGUUGCUGUGCCAGUCAUCAACAACACCAUCUGCGAAUCCAUGUAUCGGGCGGCCGGCUUCAUUGAACACAUACCACACAUCUUUAUCUGUGCUGGAUGGAAGAAAGGUGGCUACGAUUCCUGUGAAGGUGACUCUGGCGGUCCAAUGGUGCUGCAGCGCGAGGAGGAUAAACGUUUCCAAUUGGGUGGCGUCAUUUCGUGGGGUAUCGGCUGUGCGGAAGCCAAUCAGCCAGGCGUCUACACGCGCAUCUCUGAAUUUAGAGACUGGAUAAAUCAAAUUCUGCAAUUCUAA